AUGCGAGGGCUACCGGCUAGAGGACGGAGCCGGCCAAAGAAGGUAGUCCGUCAUCGCCAGCAACAUCCAGUGCGUUUGGCAACACUUAACGUUGGGACGCUUACUGGAAGAAGUCGUGAACUGGCAGACAGUCUCAGAAAACGCCGUGUUGGCAUAUGUUGUGUACAGGAGACUCGCUGGAAAGGCUCCAAGUCAAGGGAAUUAGGCGAUGGCUACAAGCUCAUCUACCACGGCACAUCAAAUCGCAAUGGUGUUGGUAUCAUAUUGGAUGAGUCAUUUAGAGAUAGCGUCACAGCGGUGGAUCGGCUAUCGGAUCGCUUGAUGGCUGUAAAAGCAGAUACAGGAGAAGUGGAAUUGCUAGUCGUCUCUGCUUAUGCGCCAUAG
Messenger RNA from Necator americanus (New World hookworm), 384 nucleotides. RefSeq lists its product as uncharacterized. Lineage: Eukaryota; Metazoa; Nematoda; Chromadorea; Rhabditida; Ancylostomatidae. Bases 1 to 384 code for a protein of 127 amino acids. Gene Ontology annotation, molecular function: double-stranded DNA 3'-5' DNA exonuclease activity. Gene Ontology annotation, biological process: DNA repair. The record is from RefSeq and is a predicted model, not a curated record. The transcript has a single exon.